Molecule: messenger RNA, 1050 nt
Organism: Colletotrichum destructivum
Lineage: Eukaryota; Fungi; Ascomycota; Sordariomycetes; Glomerellales; Glomerellaceae
Product: Putative aminoglycoside phosphotransferase, protein kinase-like domain superfamily
Exons: 2
Coding region: 1-1050 (349 amino acids)
Source: RefSeq, a predicted model, not a curated record
AUGACAUAUUUCACCAUGGAAAAUCGCUUGCCGACAUCCUCACUCACUGUCAUGUACGACAGUGUGUUUUACAACGAAGACAGCAAGAAGUUCCAAGCUUGGGUAUCGUCUGCCAUCAACCCCUGUGUCAUCAGCGAGCUUGAAGCCUUUGUCGCUCAACAGUUGAAUGACAGUGGUCCAGCAACAUUAGUGGAAAGGGCUGAGGGCUCCUAUAACAUGAUGUUUCGGUUCCGAGCCUUUAAUGGGAAUGACGUGGCCCUUCGAAUUCCGAAGCCGGGACAUACGCCUUUGGUUCUCGCCUCGGAGAAAGUGGCGAACGAAGUCGCGUGGAUGAGAUAUCUCAAGGAAAACACGAGCAUUCCCAUUCCACAUUUGUACAGCGCCAGCUCACAGAUGUCCAAAAACCUCUCACAAUUUGGAUUGCCCUUCAUGUUAAUGGACUUCGUCGAAGGCCACAACCUUCGCGACUUCCUGACGAAGCUGCCGGCGCCUGAGCAGCUGGCGAGCUUCUACCUCCAACUCAACCGCUUGCAUUUCAAAGAGAUUGGGUCUGUCGCCCAAGACCCUGUCUCGGGUCAGUGGAAAGUCACGCAACACCCGCUCACGAUGGACAUGCACCAGCUCCUGUUGGGCGUGCCCGACUAUCUGACUGGCGGAUGGCCCAGUAAGCCACUCCGGCGCGCUGGAGACUACUUUGACUUUAUCGCCGAUCAGCAACGUAUCCAGCUCUGGGAAUUGCGCAACCUAAACGUGUCUCAAGAUCGCGCGUCGACUUACGAUGCGGAACAGACCGCGAAGCUUGCUCGACACAGAUUCAAAGCCCGUGUAGGCUUCAAACAGCUUGUUGCCCUCUUCUGUAAACCCGGUGAUGACUUCGGUCCUUUCUUUCCUUUCAACCCGGACCUCGACCCGCGAAACAUGGUCAUCAACCCUGACAAUGGCCAGAUCACCGGCGUUUUCGAUCUUGAAUUUACCAAUGCUAUGCCAGCUCAGUUUGCAUGCGAUCCACCAUUAUGGCUGCAUAGGGUGCUUCCAGGGCAGUGCCUUUAA